AUGAGGAGGAGGAGGAUGUGGUGGUGUAGGAGGAGGAGGAGGUGGAGGUGGUGGCGGCGGUGGGGUCGUCGUCGCGGUCGGCGCUGGUGCUUGUUCUGUCGGGGGUCGUCGGCGGAGUCGGAGGAGGAGGAGGACGACGACGACGACGAGGACGAGUACUACGAGGACGACGAGGAGGCGGAGGCGGAGGAGGCGGCGGCGGUGGCGGCGGAGGCGGCGGUGGUGGCUGUUGUUGUGGCGGCGGCGGCAGCAGUGGUAGCAGCUGCUGUAGUUGUUGUUGUUGCUGUUGCUGCAGCAGCAGCAGCUGCUGCUGCUGCAGCCGUUGAUGAUGAUGGUGGUGGUGGUGGUGCUGAUGCUGCUGCUGCUGCUGCUGCUGCUGCUGAGGCGGCUGCUGCUGCUGAUGCUGAUUCUGCUGAGGCAGAGGAGGAGGAGGAGGAGGAGGAGGAGGAGGAGGAGGAGGAGGAGGAGGAGGAGGAGGAGGAGGAGGAGGAGGAGGAGGAGCCGUCGCUGGCAGAGGGACUGCGCUCGGCAUUGAGGGCUGAGGAGCAGCUUGACGUGGUGGACAUUGUGGAGACCCUCCAAUGCUGCUACUUCCCCAACCUUGCCUCAGUCGUGGGGAUCCUUCCUUGCCUCGAGAUGAUGGAGCACCUGACAUUCAACGAGGUGCAGACCGGUGACAUUCCCUCGCGAGUGCGGGCGCUGGUGCAGCUCUUUGGAAUGCACUGA
Emiliania huxleyi CCMP1516 is the source of this 726-nucleotide messenger RNA. RefSeq lists its product as hypothetical. The record is from RefSeq and is a predicted model, not a curated record. Lineage: Eukaryota; Haptophyta; Isochrysidales; Noelaerhabdaceae. The transcript has a single exon. Bases 1 to 726 code for a protein of 241 amino acids.